Porites evermanni is the source of this 2566-nucleotide messenger RNA. Lineage: Eukaryota; Metazoa; Cnidaria; Anthozoa; Scleractinia; Poritidae. The record is from the annotation of a GenBank genome assembly.
AUGGAGUUAAGAGGUUUUUUUGCAGUGAGUAUAUCAAAAAAGGGCCAAUUUAUUAAGCCGCAUACUACUUCAGUUCUAAGUUGAGAGUGACUUUUGCAAUUCUGGGGACCGAGUUUCGUGAAAUGAGUUUUACGGACGGGGCCUGCAGGCAGUGCUUUAUUCAGAGUUUACAACUUAAAACAAAGCAAUUCUAGUUAUAUGCAGUCGAACCUCCCGAAAUGCAAAGGUUUAGAGCUGGUCACUUAGGGUUGAUUUCCACUGUCGCGUAAUUUUUCCGUGCGAAUGCACGUGAAAUUUACAUGCGUAAAUGAGAUAGAGGCAAUGUAUGAAAGGCCGCGCGUUACAAGCGUAAAAGUUGAACCUCCCUCAACUUUCACGCUUACGCGUGAACGUCCAUACAUUGCCUCUAUUUUAUUUACGCGCGUAAAAUUACACGACAGUGGAAAUCAACCUUUACGGGAAAGAAGGUCUUCGCUUUGAAGAAUCGAACCACUUUUUGCGGUAGAAUUUAUUGCUUGCAAUUUCUAAGUUACGUAUACGUGUAAUUUUGUUUUGACACUUCAUAAGUUCUUCGUUGAGCGUCGUAGUACUUACAGCGAGCAACAAUGCAUCAAGUGGUCACCGGCUUACAGGAGGUUAAAUAUAAUGGGAAACAAUAAAAACACCUAACCAAAAAGUAGUCAAAGGCGCUUACGAGAGGUUCUAACUGAUUGAGAAUUGACUGGGACAAAAAGGUUUUCUAGGCAGGUGGUUGCUUCUUAUGGGAAGUGGUCGCUCAGUACGAGGUCUUACGAAAGGUAAUCGCACAUGGAGGUUGAGUUUGAGGGUAAACUAUUUUCGAAUUUUGUUUGAUUUUUGUUUCAACUUAUCUUAUCUGCUUUCUUUGUUCCUAGACUGUUUUCGCCUUUUUGUUUACUGUGGAAGUAUACUCUCGCCUCUCUCGCCCACGGAGUUUUUAUUAUGUUGGUUUUGGGCGCACUAAAGGUGACCGUUAUAUGAUAAUUACGGACAAAUGUGAAAAUAAAAACUCGCAAAGGGAAUGCUCAGCGAUGGCGAAUGGCGAAACGAGCAGAAAUUCAAGCACACGUAAGUUGGCGGGUUUCUUGAUGUUGUUCUACUGCUCUCAGCUACUUUCCAUCUCAAAAUUAUUUUAUAACGGAAAAAAUUUACAAGCAGAAAAAUUCAUAUUUUAUUACUAACGGACGAUCGUGCCGAAAAGAGACGGAUUCAAGAACAGACAAGUUGGCGAGUUUCAUGAUGUGAUUCGACUGCCGUCAGUCACUUUCCAUCUCAAAAUCAUUUUAAGAUGGAAAAGAUUUCUACAAGCCGAAAAUUUAGCCGUAUUUUAUUACCAAAGACAAUCGCGCGACUGCGGGGACCAUGUGGUCUGGCUAAAAAAGUUUAUAUGUUAUUGGCGAUACAACAUGAUUUUUGAUACACCCAGCCCCCACCCGCGGAAAAAUCGUUUUCACUUCUCCUAGAAAUAUUUAAUUUUACAAUGUUAUUCUUCUUUUUACCUAAUUUUGAUUAAUUGAAAAUUUGUCUCCUAUUAUCCCCUUUGGCUCUCUCUGGUUUGAUCAGGAAUGUGUCACCACUUGUCAGAAAAAUAAACUGUGAGAUUUUCUGAAAGGCACUGUUGCAAUGUCAUAAAGCUUAUAUAUAUUCCAAUGUUAUUUUUCUGCAGAUUUUACAUUGGAAAGAAAUACACCUAGACCGAAUAAGCUGAGAUGGAUCUCUUUCAACAACACCUAUUCACUUAUGGUGCAAGGAAACAAUGUCAGCUUCGUGGUAAGUGAGUAUAAGGCUUACAAUUGUGAAACAAUCAUCCUUUUUAAAAAUGGACCUUCCGAUUAUCCUUUACUGCAAUAGAUUUGAUAAAUUAGUUCCCGAUAACUAAAACCUUUAAGGGGAAUCGAGAGGAAUGCAAGUAUCAACCACACUCCACUUCAAGGGCAACGAGAAAAAUAUAUUGAUUAAUCAGUACAGGGAUAAACAUUAUAUUUAAAUUGGACUAAAUAAAAAGUAAAGAUAAAAAAUACACGGUUGUUUUGAAAUAAAUUCAAUGUUUUGAAAUGCAGUUAAACUGUUUUUUUUUUUUUUUUUCGCCUAAUGUCACGCGCUUAAAACUAUGGUUGGAGUUAUCGAGGGUAAAAUAAUUGUAUAGAAUGAUCAGGGGGGAAACAAAAAUUACUUCGAGGUAGCGGGAGGUUCGAGUUAUCAGGAGUCGACUGUAUUCUUGAAUUACUUUUUGUAAUUUUCUGGCUUAUUGUAAGAGUCUAUCGUAAAAAAAUAAAUGAACAAAUAAAUAAACAAAGAAUAACAAUAAUAAUUAACUUUUUAUCUGUUGCUUUCACAGAAUGUUUCCUGUGAAAAAGGAGGCGAAAACGUUUGGUUUAAAUUUAUGGAGCUGAAAAAAAAGUCAGGGGAAAAAAAUAGAUAUCAUGGGUUUUUUAUACGAAAUAGUACAAUGUGUCUUACUAGCAGUUGUGAUGGAACCUUGUCUGUAGUGAAAGUUAACUCAACAGAUGACGGAAAAUGCUCCUUUAAACAGAAAAUUAUUAGAUGA